Molecule: messenger RNA, 1197 nt
Organism: Endocarpon pusillum Z07020
Lineage: Eukaryota; Fungi; Ascomycota; Eurotiomycetes; Verrucariales; Verrucariaceae
Exons: 3
Coding region: 1-1197 (398 amino acids)
Source: RefSeq, a predicted model, not a curated record
AUGGAUUCAUCCAAAUCGAUCGCAGAGGUACAUGAUGAGGCCGUUGCUUUGCAUGCUAGGAUUGGGCAACGACACCAGAGCACACCGCUGAACGUCAACCAAAAGGCGAAGUGGGAUGAACUCGAGUUGCUCAGCAGACAGUCGCAGGAGUAUGAUUCUGCAUGGCGAGUGCAAGGCAUUCAGGGCCUCUCUGACGCUCUUCGGAAUCUCGCUCUGACUGAGAAGCAGAAGCGCGGUAGUGGAUCAGCCCCUCCCGUCUGGACAGAGAUCUUAAGGGACACCUUGGACAGAAAUCCAAGAACGAAACUGUACCUUGCGGCCAUGCAUCCUAGUCUUGUUGAGGCUUUGAUACGGGGCGACAUCACGAAGAGGCUGUACGAGAGUGACAGCCAAUUUGAGGCUGUGCUUCACCAGUAUGCUGAGCUCGAUGACUUGCCAGGCACGUACAUCAAUGUUCUAUGCCGCCGCAAGCACAUGCUUGGAGGCCGAACUGGACCCGACGGUUCGAGCAAGUCACAAUGGCCAGGAUACAGCAUGUCUGUGCCGGAGUUGAAGGUUGUCUUGCAAGAAUGUGGAGCUACCGUGGGAGAUGAUGGAGCCAAAAGAGGCGCCACCACGAAACGUCGAUUCGUUGACAAGCCCCGGUCAGUGCAAAUAAUCACAGAGUGGAUUGAUGCUAAGAAUUUUGCGCAAUUGCCACCAAAGCUCUUUGACCAAAACUUCCAAACACUGGCCGGUCUGAACAUCUUCGACUUGAGCUGGGAUGUGGACAGGCAAAAGCGUCAAGCUUUUAGCGCUGCUAUCGAUGCCGCGGUUGCGCUUCCGAAGCUGAAGCAAAACGUCGAGGCGUUAGAGGCAGAAGUGCAAGCCAAGGCAAAGGACAUGAUGACGAAAGUCUCUGGCCUUGUGGUAGCUGAUCGAGCCCGGAGGAAUGUGCUUGGCUCCAUUCAGAAGUGGCGCAACUCACGUCCCGCGGUACCUCGACAGGAAGUACUUCGUCAAAAUGACAAGGGAAACACCGCGUCGUUCGUUUCGGACGAGGGCGAGGUUAGCUACAUGGACCUGACAGCGUCAACCACGCCAGCCUCAUGCGGGCGAAGGCGCUCGAAUGCCGAGGACGAGGAGGAUGACGAUGAUGAUGAAGGCGCUCAGCCGCGAAAGCGAGCUAGAGCCAAAGACUCUUCACCAGAGCUGUGA